Arachis duranensis is the source of this 819-nucleotide messenger RNA. RefSeq lists its product as uncharacterized. The transcript has a single exon. The coding region runs from base 1 to 819 and encodes 272 amino acids. The record is from RefSeq and is a predicted model, not a curated record. NCBI's taxonomy places the organism in Eukaryota, Viridiplantae, Streptophyta, Magnoliopsida, Fabales, Fabaceae.
AUGAUGUUUUUCAACGGCCCUAAGAAUGAGCCUGUUCUCUGCCGAGCAUUCCCCACCUACCUCGAUGGUGCUGCAUUACUCUGGUUUUCUAAACUUCCUGAAGGUUCAAUUUCCUCCUUCGAAGAUCUUGCUAGAUCAUUCAUUGAUUAUUUUGCCGUGUCAAGAAUCUACGUACAUGGUUCAGACUACCUCGGCACCAUUAAGCAAGGUCAGCACGAAAGCCUGAAGGACUACAUGACCAGAUUCGCUGACGCCACUGUGGAGAUCCAGGACUUAGACCCGACCGUCCACCUGCACACCCUCAAGGCCGGCCUCAGGCCCGGAAAAUUCCGGGAGACCAUUGCCAUAACAAAACCAAAAACGCUAGAGGAAUUCAGAGAAAGGGCGGCAGGUCAAAUGGAGAUCGAAAAACUCCGAGAAGCCCAAAAAUCAGACAAGCAACCACAUCGGAGAGAUGAAGAAAAAACUUUCAGAUCGCCAGGCAGCAGAGACACUAAGAGACCUUCCAAGCCCACGUCAAAAUACAACACAUACACCAGAUUCAAUACCAGAAGAGAAAACAUCAUCAGAGAAAUCCUCAACGCCAAAAUCAUAAAGCCACCAGCUCGAGCAGGAAACUACCAGGAUCAAAGGUUCGUGGAUAGGACAAAGCAUUAUGCCUUCCAUCGGAAGUUUGGACACACCACGGACGACUGCAUAGUCGCGAAGGACCUCCUGGAAAGGCUGGCAGACCAAGGGCUCUUGGACAAAUACAUCGAGAGCCGGAAGGGCAAAGGGGGGAAACUCAGACAGAGUAGGGCACAAGCAAGCAGUGGCUGA